GAGAGAGAGAGGAGAGAGAGAGAGAGAGAGAGAGAGAGAGAACAUAAAAAACGUGAUUUGUUUUUAAAAGAAUAUGCCCUUUUUUAUUGAUAUGAUGUACAUCUCAUAUUUGAAGCGUCUUUAAAUUCUUUUCAACUUUAAUAAAGACACGUUUGCGCGUAUAAUGUGCGGUCUUUUUCGAAUGGAACGAAUCGCUUGAGCGAAGACAUAAGCGCGCGCAUCUGUGGAUUACUAAAAUCGUUUUAUUCUUUUUUACUACUAAAAAGAGACUACUAAAAAUUUUGAAACUUGAGCGCGCGAAACGAAGACCGGAGAUAGAACAGUAAAAAAGCAAAAGACAAUAGACUAACUACGGGUAUGGGUUUGACGGAUACCAGUUUCGAACUACUUCUGACUCUUUGGCGAGUCUUCGUCGUAGGAGUUUUGUCGUGGACCAAACAGUCGCGUGGUCAGUGUCGCGGUGUCUUCUUGAGCUGCAACACUCACGGCCUCAUCGUUGCUCGUUAGUCAUCUUUGGCGUUUCGAUAUUUGAUAGCGGAAAGAUGUCGUCGACAGUGAUAAAAAAUCCUGCAAAGAGUGACAGCAACGGCGGUGGUGCCGAUAGUAGAGAGACUUGGUCGGGAAAGCUCGAUUUCCUGCUGUCAGUAAUCGGUUUUGCCGUUGAUCUCGCUAAUGUGUGGCGAUUUCCAUACCUUUGCUAUAAAAACGGUGGCGGAGCAUUUUUAGUUCCCUAUUGCAUAAUGUUAGUAGUCGGUGGUAUUCCUCUAUUUUACAUGGAACUUGCGCUUGGUCAGUUCAACAGAAAGGGUGCCAUUACAUGCUGGGGACGAUUAGUACCACUUUUCAAAGGUAUCGGAUAUGCAGUCGUUCUGAUUGCAUUUUACGUCGAUUUCUACUAUAAUGUUAUCAUCGCCUGGUCACUUCGUUAUUUCUUUGCCUCAUUCUCUACUUUAUUGCCAUGGACAACCUGCGAUAAUCCUUGGAAUACGCCGCUGUGUCGCGAAUUUGAUGCGAACAUUUCAUACGCAUUCGAAGAUAUGAUUAAUAAUGAAAUAAGCGAGAAAUUUGGAAACAUCACUCGAUUUCUUGUCGAUCAAGAAUCAAAUGUGGAGCUCACUCUGAAUUCAGCGGAUAAUUAUACGUCGUAUACGAGCGCUGCACAUGAAUAUUUUAACCGUGCUAUCUUGGAACUGCACGAAAGCAAAGGCUUACAUGAUCUCGGAACUAUUAAGUGGGACAUUGCUCUAUGCUUACUCGUGGUUUAUUUGAUAUGCUAUUUUUCUCUAUGGAAAGGCAUCUCGACUUCUGGCAAGGUAGUCUGGUUUACUGCUCUUUUUCCUUACGCAGUCUUGUUGAUUCUGCUAAUACGAGGUGUCACUUUGCCGGGUAGUACCGAAGGAAUCCGUUAUUAUCUCAGUCCAAAUUUUACUGCUAUCACCAAAGCAGAGGUAUGGGUGGAUGCCGCGACACAAGUAUUUUUUUCUCUCGGACCAGGAUUUGGAGUAUUGCUAGCUUAUGCGAGUUACAACAAAUAUCACAAUAAUGUUUACAAAGACGCUUUAUUGACGAGCUUAAUUAACAGUGCAACGUCUUUCAUCGCCGGAUUUGUUAUAUUCUCGGUACUUGGUUAUAUGGCACGUGCCAGUGGGAAAUCCAUUCAAGAUGUAGCUACGGAAGGACCUGGUUUGGUUUUUAUCGUCUAUCCAGCAGCGAUUGCUACUAUGCCCGGUUCAAUGUUUUGGGCAUUAAUCUUCUUCAUGAUGUUACUCACACUCGGUUUAGAUAGCUCGUUCGGAGGUUCGGAGGCAAUUAUAACAGCACUCAGUGACGAGUUUCCAGUAAUUGGUAAUAAUCGCGAGAUUUUUGUGGCGUGCUUAUUCACUCUGUAUUUUCUCGUCGGACUCGCCUCUUGUUCACAGUUUAUUAUUGUCUAUGGUUUAAUGGGCUAUGAACCAUUAUCAUACGAGGAUUAUGUUUAUCCUGUUUGGGCAAAUAUAUUGGGCUGGCUGAUCGCAUGUUCCUCUAUUGUUAUGAUCCCAGGUAUGGCAAUUUACAAAAUCAGCGUCACACCUGGAUGUUUUAUUCAU
Messenger RNA from Pseudomyrmex gracilis, 2087 nucleotides. It is a transcript of the gene DAT, whose product is annotated as sodium-dependent dopamine transporter. The record is from RefSeq and is a predicted model, not a curated record. The transcript has 10 exons. The annotation marks the transcript as partial. Gene Ontology annotation, cellular component: neuron projection; neuronal cell body membrane; presynaptic membrane. Lineage: Eukaryota; Metazoa; Arthropoda; Insecta; Hymenoptera; Formicidae. Gene Ontology annotation, molecular function: dopamine:sodium symporter activity. Gene Ontology annotation, biological process: dopamine uptake involved in synaptic transmission; sodium ion transmembrane transport.